AUGGCGAAAGAAAUUGAAAUCAAUUACGAAGAAGAAUAUGUAUUGAAUUCUCGAGGAAUGAAACUGCUAGCAACGAAAUGGAUUCCUGCAAAUGAAAAUCCAAAAGCAUUGAUUUUCAUGUGUCAUGGAUAUGCCAUGGAAUGCAGCAUCACCAUGAACAGCACAGCAAGAAGAUUUGUAAAAGGUGGAUAUGCAGUUUAUGGAAUAGAUUAUGAAGGACAUGGAAAAUCAGAUGGAUUAGCUGGUCUUGUUAUGAAUUUUGAUCAUGUCAUUGAUGAUUGUUUCAAUCAUUUCAGCAAAAUAUGUGAAAAGGGUGAGAAUAAGAAGAAGAUGAGAUAUUUGUUAGGAGAAUCAAUGGGAGGAGCUGUGGCUGUGCUUUUGCACUGGAAAAAGCCAGAUUAUUGGGAUGGUGCUAUUUUGUCAGCACCCAUGUGCAAGAUUGCAGAUGAUAUAAAACCGAAUGCAUUCAUGAUUCCUAUAUUCAGUGCACUAAGUAAACUCGCUCCCACUUGGCAAAUAAUCCCAACCGAAGAUAUUAUUGAUAUUGCUUUUAAAGUUCCUGAAGUCAGAAAACAGAUAAAAGCUAAUAAGUAUUGCUUUAAGGGAAAACCACGUUUGAGAACCGGUUAUGAGCUUAAUAGAGUUGCUACAGAAAUUGAAGAAAGAUUGCAUGAAGUUUCAUUGCCAUUUUUGAUAUUGCAUGGUGAAGCAGAUAGAGUUACUGAUAUAUCAGUGAGUAAAGAGUUAUAUGAAGUGGCUUCAAGCUCUGAUAAGACAUUGAAAUUGUACCCUAAAAUGUGGCAUGGUUUGUUGUAUGGAGAGCCAGCAGAAAAUUUGGAGAUUGUUUUUUCAGAUAUUUUUAGUUGGAUAGAGGAGAGAACUAAGUAUGGUAAUACAAGAAUCGAGAGAGAAUUGAAAAAUGAAAAUGAAGAUUCAUCGAGAGGAAAUAACUCUUGUUGUUAA
Molecule: messenger RNA, 963 nt
Organism: Lathyrus sativus (Indian pea)
Lineage: Eukaryota; Viridiplantae; Streptophyta; Magnoliopsida; Fabales; Fabaceae
Source: the annotation of a GenBank genome assembly